Messenger RNA from Gossypium arboreum, 735 nucleotides. RefSeq names its product acyltransferase Pun1-like. The coding region runs from base 1 to 735 and encodes 244 amino acids. The transcript has 3 exons. Lineage: Eukaryota; Viridiplantae; Streptophyta; Magnoliopsida; Malvales; Malvaceae. The record is from RefSeq and is a predicted model, not a curated record.
AUGGUUAUGGAGGUCGAUAUAGUUUCCAAACAACUUAUCAAACCCACUUCUUCAACACCUCACCAUCUUACAACACACAAGCUUUCCUUUUUGGAUCAGUUCGUUCCUUCAUCUUAUUAUCUUCCUACGGUAUUCUUCUAUGUGAACCAAGAAACAAGAAGGAUCAAGGACCAUCUUUCCAUCGCUCGUAAUGAUGAGGGAGCUUACUAUGUAGAGGCUAGAGUUAACCUUCCACUUUGUGUAUUUCUCAACCUCCCUGAUUCAUCUUAUGUUUCUCAACUCCUCCCUGAAUCUAAUUGGACUGAAACGAGUGCAGGAGGUUAUUAUAUAGCCAUGAUACAAGUCACCAACUUUGCAUGUGGUGGCAUUGCUAUUGGCGCAUUCCUCUCCCACAGUGUGGCAUACCCCAGGAAGGCAACCUAUUUAGGAAUGGUCAACCCAUUUGUCAAAAAGGGAAUAUGGCAGUCGAGGAGAAUUGUUUUUGAUGCGUCAGCAAUAGCUUCACUGAAGGCCAAAACAGCAAGUUCAAGUGUGCCAUAUCCAACACGGGUCGAGGUUGUUUCAGCCCUCCUCAGCAAGUGUAUUAUGGCUGCUUCCAAAGCAAAAUCCGACAUCCCGAAGUCAACUCUUAUAACGCAUGCAGUGAAUCUUCGUCAAAGGGCUAGACCACAAGUCCCAAAGUAUUCAAUGGGAAACUUCCUAUGCUUAGCAGCUGCACUAGUGACGGCAAAGUAG